This is a messenger RNA of Juglans regia (Persian walnut), 759 nucleotides long. RefSeq lists its product as uncharacterized. The coding region runs from base 1 to 759 and encodes 252 amino acids. The record is from RefSeq and is a predicted model, not a curated record. The transcript has a single exon. NCBI's taxonomy places the organism in Eukaryota, Viridiplantae, Streptophyta, Magnoliopsida, Fagales, Juglandaceae.
AUGGGUUUUCGUGGUGCUCAGUUCUGGGGUGCUACCAGACUUCUCUGGUAUUUGGCUGACGAUCAAGGCUUGGUUGCCAGGAAUCCUAAGGUCAGUUGUACCCUAACCCAGUUUACGCAGCAGCAUCCUCUGACUUUUGAUGGCAAGGCAGAAGUACUUGAUGCAGAAAACUGGAUCAAAAGAAUGGAGAAGAUAUUUAGGUCUCUUUUCUGUACUGAUGAACAGAAAGUGGAGUAUGCCACUUAUGUGCUGGCAAAUGAGUCGGAUGAGUGGUGGACCUCUACAAGAGAACUACUGCUGCUCAAACUUGGCGAGGGGGUACCCAUAACUUGGGAUCAUUUCAAGCGGACGUUUUGGGACCAAUUCUUUUGCCCAGCACUCCGGGAAGUAAAAGCUAGGCAGUUUACUGACCUAGUACAGGGAACCAUGACGGUGGAAUGCUAUGCCAUGACGUUUGUGGCAUUAUCGCGGUUUGCAAGUUAUCUGGUUCUGGAUGAGGAAAAGAAAUGCGAAAAGCUCGAACGAGGCUUGCACCCGAGAAUUCAAAGUCGCCUGAUAUCCCUAUGGAUCCGUAACUUCACCGACCUGAUUACACGAGCCACUUUGAUAGAAGAAGACAUGAAGGCAAAUGUAGAACUAUUUGAUCAAAGGAAGCGCCAACUAGCACUACAUGUGCCCAAUAGAAACAAAAAACAUGCCCCUAGUUACCGUCCGCCGCCACCUCAGAGUAUUUCAAUGAAUCCAGUUACUAAGAAUUGA